CGCGGAAACACUAAUGAAUAAUUAACGAAUCGCCCUCGUGUCGCGGCGAGCUCGUUAAACGUUAAAAAAAAAUGUCGACCAAGGGAUUGCGGCUGAAUGGAAGAAUCUGUCGAACCUUUUUCGUAAAUUCGCUAAUUGCUGCAAUCUUCGUUAAAAUCUCUGAAUUAGACGAGCGUAUAUCAUUAAUCUAGCUAUAUACGUGUAUACAGACGCUUUUUUAAUUUGCUCAAAAUUGUGAUUGUGUGUAUUUUUCCAACGCAAAUUUAAUCGACGAUUUAUUUAUCGCGUAUUACAAUCAUGUGACUUUGAUCAAAUAUACUAUUUCGGAAACGAGUAUCGAUUUGGACGUCGGCUAACAUUGUUAGACCAUGCGCAAAGCCGUACCGUGGACUAGCAAACGAGGAAUGCUCGAAAAAUAUACGUAGUACCGAGAGUCGAAAAUAGAAGUCGAUCAAUACCAUGUGCGAAAUGUUGUAGCAUCGAUGUAGCCCGCGCUGUAACGCGUAGCGUAUCUAUUUUAUCGAAUUCUAUCCGCGACUCGCGGUAGUUCACUCCCAGAGCUGGUAAACGAGACCCAUUCUGUAGUUUUAUUUACGGAAAGAAUCUCUUCGUCUCUCUUGCUCUCUCUCUUUCUAUCUCUCUUUAUUCGAAAAUAUAUUUUAUUCAUGCACAUACAUUCGCGAAUGUAGAACGAACAUAUGGUACAGGUAGCGCGCGUUACACAUACUUGGAUCAAACGUCCGCAUCGGAUACACUCGUUUGCUGCAUUAACUCGCGAAACGGUGCGCAUCCAGCGGCGCGUACCUCCGUUAUAUUCGUCGACGGUACUAGCCUCGGAUAAACAAAGCGUUCGUUAGGCAUUCAUCAACAUAUUUCCUCCUCGCGUCUUCCGGCCAGCGAAUCCCGCUAUAAAACUCGAUCGAGCGAGUUCGGGAAGCCAUCCUCGCGCGCCGGGAUUACCGCAACAUCCGCCGCGCGGUCUCUUGUCAGAUGGGCGUGCUGUAAGCGGAGAGGAAUAAAUCGAUCGAAAAUAAAUUAAACGAAAAUCUCGACGAAGAGUGGAAGAGGAGGAAGAAGAAGAGGGGCUCCUCAUCGACCGCGGGCGCGAUCGGCGAUCCGUGACGGUCCCGAUCGCCAUCGAUCGAGAUUACAUCGCGCGGAACGGCGGAGGAUGCCGCCUUCCUGAGGUGCCGGGUCGCCAGCAGCUCCCAGCUCUCGGAAUUCAACGUGGCGGGCUUCGCGGUAGCCGUAAACAAUGGCUCGGCGGAGCCGCGCUACUACGUGGAUCACCUGCACCGGCAGCACGCGCAGCUGCAACAGCUCCAGCAGCAUCAACAAUCGCCGCGCUACCCGGUGCAGAUGUUUUCCGGCCACGUGUCAGCCUUGGCCGCCAAGGAGGCCGUGCUGGAGCCGCCGCCGCGUCGCGGCGACCUCGUCUACGUUCACUGCGCGACCGCGGAGGACGAGGAGGCGGUCGAGGACGAGGAGGAAGAGCCCCGGGGACUCAUCAGGUCUAGGUCGUGGCUCUGUUGCCCCGGUGAUCGCCGAGCCGAUAAGACUGUGCCUAUACAGGUCGAGGCCGAUAACAAGGAUAAGCAAAAUGCACUGCACGCGGCCGCGCUCUCCUCUCUGCGGUCCGAGGUGGCCGAGCUGAACUCGCGGCUGGUGGCGGCUACUCGCGCGCGGGAGGCAGCCGAGGCCGCGCUGAUGCGGGCGGAGGUGCAGGCGGCCCGCGCCGAUCAGCGGGCGGAGCAGCAAGCGGCGCGACACGAGGAGCGGCUCACCGAGUUGCAUUCCGUCAUCGCCGAACUCGGCAGACAGCUGGAGCGGCAUCGCGCCACCGUAAUUGCCGAGGAGGACGAAUCCGAGGUCGAGACGAGCAGGGAUGCCGAAGGUUCCAUCACUAAUCCGGUAGAGGAAAGCGAGGGCGGAGGAGACAUCCAAGGAGACGGUGAUCGUACCUUGGGGGAUGCUGAUUCCAGUUGCUGCGAGGAUGAGAAUCGGCCGACCGAGAAUGGCAGGGAACAACUUGACAGUCCAGCCGCGUUGCCCACUCCGGAACCGACACAGCAGGCAAUGUCGUGUCAGAGCGUUGCCGUCGCGACGUUGCAAGAGGAGAUCACGGCAUUACGAGCGGAGAUUACGAGCUUGCAGACGCAAUUGGCUCAUUUUAAGAAUCAGACCGGUAAUCAGAAGCAGACGACGGGCAGUGAUUCGCCGCGUCGAGAACUCAGAACAAGGGGUAACACCAGCUCGCCGGAACCUUUGACGGCGCCAUGCUCGCCGCUUUUACCACCGUUACAAACACCUCCGACGAAGAGCGUAACGAGGGAGGAACCGCCGGUUCUUAAAAUGGCAGAGAGAGUAAGAUUGAGAAGAACGGACGAGAGGCACAUUACCGGUCCGGACAUCACUAAUUUCGGAGUAUGUUCCACCAUGGUCGCCGAACAUCUCGUAUCGGAUCUUCUGGAGCAAUCAAACCUGCAGGAACUAAACGGCUCUGAGAAGCAGUUUGAAGUCGAGACGGAGCGAUUGAACAGCAGACUCGAGCACGCGCGGGCAAACAAUGCGGUUCUCGCUCUCACGUUGCACGAGAGCAAAGCGCAAUGCGAUAGGUUGAGUUUAUUGGUCGGCAAGUAUGAAUCGAACGCGACGGCAUUGCGACUCGCGCUUUCGUAUAGUGAUCGUGCUAUCGAAGCCUAUGACGUUCUCGUUGCUCUGUUGGAGAGCGAAAUUGGACUUUCCACCGAGAGGAGCAACGUGACGAUCGAUAAUAGAAGGGCGGCCGAAAAUGUUGCGUAUCAUGUCUUAAAUCGACUCGAAAACGACUGUACUAAUACGUUGGGUGCUCCGUGGGAAGACAGCAUGGUCUUAUCGGACGAAUCGGAAGUAACGUGGAACGUAGAGGACGAGCAACGACUCAGGAGACAUAUUAGCAGGUUGAAGGGAGAACGUACGAUGGUGAGAUCGACGGCGGUCGAGUUGGAGAGCGUGCACGCGGAACCUCUGAACUCAAAGAAUACCAUCUCUUUAGCGGAAGCUAGGAAACUCGAUUUGGAAACUGCCGUACUUAUGCAAGAAUUGAUGGCCAUGCGAGAAGAUAAGGCUGAGUUACGCGCUAGGGUAUUCCUUCUGGAAAAGGAACGCGCCACCAUAGAAUUGAAGUUAAACGCACGGGACACGCAGAUUGCGGCUCAACACGCUACCAUACAGCAUCUCCAGGGUCAAUUGAGUGACGCGGAAGCCAUGCUCGCGAUGGCGACAAACAAGGAUCGCGGUUUAAGCGACAAUGAGAGCGAAGGGAUGGAGUCUGAACUAAUCGAAGCGCUAGGCAGAGAGGCAAGACUGAAGGAACGUCUGCAGGAAUUGAUUUCGACCUUGGACGAAGUCAAUAAAAAUUCUGAGCUCAGGCAUCAACAAUCCGCUGAACUUAUCAACGAUUUGAAAAGAGCAAACGGCGCAUUAGUUCAAACUCUGGAAAAGUCCAAGAAAAAAUAUCAAUCUAGAUUGAAGAGGGUGGAGCAACAGAUGCUGCAAAUGGUAGAUAGGCAUACUGCGCAGGUGAAAACAAUGCAGCAACGAAUAGUUUCGCUAGAAGAGGAAUCGAUGGGUUACAAAGGAAGCAUAGCACUACAGUCUCAAAGUUCUGGCGCUAGCGAGACAUCGUUAUGACAAUCGAGUUACUGAAUGGUAGAAAACGAGACAUGGGGUACAAGCUUAACGAUCCAACAAUUAUUGCUAAUGUCUUUUUUGUCGCCGCGAAAUGACAUUACGCAAAACGAAGAAUGAAUCCACGUAUUUUUUUAUACCGAAUAAUCGGCCGAAAAUAAAAAUGCUUAGCCAUUCGCUUUGUAAUUAUAUCAUGAUAUAUAUUAAUGCUAUCCUAACGAGAAUAAAAAAAAAAAAAGAAAAAACUCAGCUGGGCCUAUGCAAUGUGUGCAAUGUGUCGAUACACGAACGCAAGUAGCCUAUUUAAAACAGCAUUCAGCACAUAAAUUAUAAAUUGUUAAUCAGUAAAGCGUAUCGAUUACAACGUGAUAAUCGUGUACAUAUGUAUAUUGUAAAAGCAUAAACCAAGUGUGAUAUGUGUAAACAACAAUGUAAUAAAUUGUGCUUUAUUAUCAA
Molecule: messenger RNA, 4125 nt
Organism: Camponotus floridanus (Florida carpenter ant)
Lineage: Eukaryota; Metazoa; Arthropoda; Insecta; Hymenoptera; Formicidae
Product: colorectal mutant cancer protein
Exons: 12
Coding region: 1360-3672 (770 amino acids)
Molecular function (GO): calcium ion binding
Source: RefSeq, a predicted model, not a curated record